This is a messenger RNA of Colius striatus (speckled mousebird), 1305 nucleotides long. RefSeq names its product transcription factor AP-2 epsilon (gene TFAP2E). Gene Ontology annotation, molecular function: DNA-binding transcription factor activity, RNA polymerase II-specific; RNA polymerase II transcription regulatory region sequence-specific DNA binding. Gene Ontology annotation, cellular component: nucleus. The transcript is spliced from 7 exons. Gene Ontology annotation, biological process: regulation of cell population proliferation; regulation of transcription by RNA polymerase II; anatomical structure development. NCBI's taxonomy places the organism in Eukaryota, Metazoa, Chordata, Aves, Coliiformes, Coliidae. The record is from RefSeq and is a predicted model, not a curated record. The coding region runs from base 1 to 1305 and encodes 434 amino acids.
AUGCUAGUGCACAGCUACCCCGGCAUGGACCGCGCCGAGGGGCUGCCCGGGGCGCCGGCCGGGGCCCGCCUGCCGCAGCUACCCGCGCUCAACCAGGCGCCCUACGGCUCGGCGCCGCCGCUCUGCCACACGCCCGCCGCCGACUUCCAGCCGCCCUACUUCCCCCCGCCGUACCCGCAGCCGCCGCUGCCCUACCCGCAGGGCCAGGAGCCCGGCUACCCGCACUUGGGAGACCCGUACGCGGCGCUCAGCCCGCUCCACCAGCACCAGCAGCCCGCCUGGCCCCCGCAGCGCGGCCGGCAGGACGACGCGGGGCUGCUCUCGCAGACCCAUCGCGCCCUGGGGCUCGACCCCCGCCGCGAGUACCCCGCCGUGCCCCGUCUGCUCCACGGGCUGCCCGACGCCGGCCACGGCCUCGCCGACGGCCCGCUGGGCCUCCACGGCCUCGGCCACCACGGCAUCGAGGACAUCCAGGCCGUGGACGACGGUGGGAUGAACCUGCUCGAUCAGUCCGUGAUCAAGAAAGUGCCCAUCCCCUCAAAGGCCAAUGGCACCACCAUUUCCACCCUGGCGAUGAACAAAGAUGGUCUGAUUGGAGGGGUGACGAAUCCCAACGAGGUUUUCUGCUCUGUGCCUGGCCGCCUCUCGCUUCUCAGCUCCACCUCCAAGUACAAGGUGACGGUUGGGGAGGUGCAGAGACGGCUCUCGCCCCCCGAGUGUCUCAACGCCUCUCUCCUCGGAGGAGUCCUCCGCAGGGCAAAAUCCAAAAAUGGGGGUCGGUGUUUAAGGGAAAGGUUAGAGAAAAUUGGACUAAAUCUACCUGCAGGAAGGCGCAAAGCUGCCAACGUCACCCUGCUGACCUCCCUCGUGGAAGGUGAAGCCAUUCACCUGGCUCGAGACUUUGGGUACGUGUGUGAAACAGAGUUCCCAGCCAAGGCAGCGGCAGAGUACCUGUGCCGACAGCACUCGGACCCCACAGAGCUCCACACCAGGAAAAACAUGCUGCUGGCUACCAAGCAAAUCUGUAAAGAGUUUGCAGACUUGAUAGCCCAGGAUCGCUCGCCACUGGGGAACAGCCGCCCCUCACUCAUCUUGGAGCCCGGUGUCCAGAGCUGUUUGACUCAUUUCAGCCUGAUAACCCACGGCUUUGGGGGCCCAGCCAUCUGUGCAGCACUCACAGCCUUCCAGAACUACCUGGUGGAGUCCCUGAAGGGGCUGGAUAAAAUGUUCAUGAACAGCACAGGGAACGGGCACACGGCUGGAGAGUCCAAAGCAUCAGAGAAAGAAGUGAAGCAUCGGAAAUAG